GCUGCCGCCCCUGCGGGCCGCGCCGCCAUUAGCCCCGUCCGGGCCCGCGCCGCCUUCGCGGGGGACAGCGACGUGCUGUGGAAGCGCUGCGAAGCGCUGGUGAACCGCAUGUGCCGGCUGGAGAGUGUCGUCCAGACCCUGAAGCUCAAUGUCUUCCGACUGCAGACGGAAAAGGAGCUGAACCCGCAGCAUGCAGCCCACCUGGAGCAGCGCUUGAGUGCGGUGCAGGAGGAGCACCUGCAGGAACUGAAGGCCAUACAGCUCGAGUUACUAACAUCGCACCAGCGGCUCAGUGAGGCACAGGAGGCUGAAGAAAAGGCCAAGGAAGACAUUCAGAGACUGAGCUCCGCGCUUGAGAUGGCAACAGCAACCAAGACAGAUGCAGCAAUUGCAGUAGAACAACUGAGGACAACAAAACAGAAAAUGAAUUUUAGACUUCAGGAGCUAAGGGAGCAGCUGUCUAAGGAGGCAAGUCAACGGCAGUCCCUGGAGAAAUCCCAAGUAACCAUGCUGCGUCACAUGCAGGAUAUGGAAAGGACUGUGGAGGCAGAACGGAAACAGGUGCAGCUGUUGCAGCAGGACUGCCAUGGUCUGCACCAGGAGGUCCAGCUAGUCCGAGAGAAGCUACAGAAGGAGGAAGAGAGAACUAUACAACUGGAGCAGGAAUGUACACAGUUGAAAGCUGAGUUGGAAUCCAAAAAUUGCAUCAUUUCCCAACUGACUGAAGAAGCAAAAAAUACACAGGUCUCUUUCAGCAGAGAACACAAGGAGAAUAUGCAGUUGCAUUCUGAAAUAACUGUCCUGCGAGAGACAGCUGAAAAAGUACAGGCCCUUAAUGAUCAGUUAAACCAGCAGUGUUCAGAGCUGAGUGCUACGCUCCGAAGUGUUUCCAUGGAGAAUGUUAAACUUGUUUCAGAUCAUCAAGCCAUGCUUAAGGCAGAACAGGAGAAAAUGACUCAAAAACUGCAAGAACAGGACUUGCUGCUGGAUGCUGCUCGUGCCAACAUUAUGGAGGAGUUGCAAAAUGUGCAGAAGGAAAAAGCUCAACUUCAGAGACAGCUGGAGACCCUGCGCUCUGAGCAUGCCACCUGCAAACAGAAAGCAAGCAUAGCCGAGCAGACAGCAACCACACAAAAAGAACUGCUAGAAUCUACUAUUACUAGACUACGAGGUGAACUGGAAACAGCACUGAGAGAGAGAGCAUCUCUCCUGAUGGAAAAGGAAGGCCAUCAGCAGGAAAUAGAAAAAACAGCAAGUGAAGUAAUACAGGAGAGGAACCAGCUGGAAAUUGAACUAACUGAGAACAAGUUGGAAAUGGGUGCUAUGAGAUCCACACUGCAGACAUUAGAGGAAGAAAACAUGAGGUUAAUGGGCCGUUUAGCUGCACUGGAACACCAGCAGCAUGCCCAGCAGCAGGUAGAACAGAUUCUAGCAGAACUGACUGAUAGUAAGAAUAAACUUGCCUACGACAAAGGAAAGCUUCAGACCAAAGUCCAGGAGCUGGAAGAAGAGUUGCAGUCUCUUGUAGAUGCACACUCGGAGAAUAGCCAGCUUCGCAAGCUGAAUACAGCAUUGGAGACCAAAUAUACUCAGGUGAACGCAGAACUUAGUUCUGUCAGGAUUAACAUGCAAAGGAUUGAAGCUCAGCUGAAGCAGGCACAGACUGUUUUUGAACAUAAGAAAGACGACUUCUCUCUGGCAGUCAAAUCCCGAGAUGAAGCCUUACGAGAGUGUCAGAAGAUCAAGGGACAGAUGGAAGCCAUGGAAGAGAGAGAGAGACAUAAGGUGGCAAAUUUACAGCGCCAAUUAAAGGAAGCAAAGGAGAAUAAUGACAAAGUGGCAACCAUACUGGAGAAUGUGUUGGUUUCUCAUAGCAAGAUGCAGGCAGCUCUGGAGAAGGUACAGACCGAGCUGGGAUCUAAGGAUUCCGAGAUCACCAGCCUCAGGAAAGAUAGAACCCAAAGCCAACAGAAAAUACAAAGAUUAGAAGCAGAAUUGGAGCAGUGCCAGGCCAAACUGGUUUUCAUAGAAACCCAACACAAUAACCAGGUGGGGCCACUUCGUAAAGCACUAGAAGCUGCAAGAGGUGACAACAAGAAACUUGCCAUUAGUUUGGAACAAACUCUGCAAACCAACAGUACCCUGCAGAGCAAGCUGACCCAGACCCACUGUGAAUUGGACAGUAAAGAAAUUGAGUGUCAAAAGCUGAUCAUUUGCAGGCAGCAGCUAAUUGAAGAAGCCAAGACUGGGGAAAAGUUGUAUUCCGAACGCUUGGAGUCUUUGAGGAAGCAAUUUCAGACUGAGCGAGAAGCUACCAAGAAGGCGGCCCACAGAGAAUCAAUUGAGCUGAAGAAAGCUCUUGAUAAAGCCUCCUCCAAAUCUGCUGAAGUGUCUCGGACGAACAAGGAGUUGCGGCAGAAGGUAACGGACUUGGAAAAGUCUCUGGACAACUACAGGGAGAAGCUGAAGAGCCAGAAAGCUCAAAUCAGACACCUUUUGGCCUCCAAGGCCAACAACGCCCAGAACACAGAAAGGAUAAAGGAGAUUGAAUCUGAACUGAGGCAAAUGGAGGUGAUCAAACAGCAAUAUCAAAAGAAAAAUUAUGAACAGUCACAGAGCAUCCAGAAAUUUAUGACAGAGUUAACAGGUUUGCAGAGUGAGAUGCAGAUGUUAGCCAAAAACCAGUAUGAAGUAGAAACACAAAACAGACAGCUGAAGACCCAGUUGGAAUUACAGCGGAAACUGCGACAGCAGCUAGAGGACCAAUGUCAGAGCCUGGAAGAAACAGUCAAACACCUGAAGAAAUGCAAAGAGGAAACUGAGCAGAAACUGAAAGAAGCCAGGGUAGAGUCAGAACAGAUCACAGCUAACCUGGAGGAAGCUCAUCGCUGGUUCAAAUUUAAGUUUGACAGACUGCAGCUAGAGCCAGUAAAAAACCAUCAGCUGAAGAUCCCUAAUGAAAAUAGUUAUGAAAAGGAGGCCCAGAAGGAAGAAGCAAUGAAACUUCCUAGCCAAGCCUCCCUAAAUCGCUGGGAGACCAAACAGCAGCUCAAACUAAUUGCCAGGAAGUAUCAGUCUGAGCUGGACAGGAAGUGAUGUCAUGUGACCCAUCUGAUCCAGCCUAAUCUACCACCUGUGAACAGCAUAGUUUCUGGCCAGAUCAUCACAUUCUGGCAGCAGAUGUACUCAGGGUAAUCCUAAGCCUAAAGCACCUUAACAUACAAGUAACUGCAUAUUUAUGGAGAAGACUUUUUGAGUGAACAUAAACAGAGGCCUUGUCACCUGUGCGUUUGAAGGGGGCCCUGCAAUUAAAACAGAUAUGGACUUGCUAGUUAGUGCACCAGUGCACAGACAGGUUUUUGUAUACUUAAUAGUGUUAUAUUUAAAUCAUAUAUUUUGCUUCUGAUUAACUUGUAAGUCUCGGCUAUCCAGUACUACUGAGACAUCAUUGUCUGAGACCCAAAUUACCAUUUCCCCCUAUUUUAAAAUGAUGGAACUAAGAUUAGCCAAAGCUAUUUAUAGCAAAGAUAUUCUCUCUAAAGCAGCUGUAUAGGAAGCUUUACCUCCCAGCCCUCAUUUGAGUUUUGACAGCUUAAAAUUAGGCCUGGGUUUGCAAGGCAAGCAGGUGUUAGCAAUACUUUGAGAACCCAGAAUGCUCUCAAGGGGAUUUAGCCUCUUCGGAAUGGUCUGUAACAUUCAUGGGUUAGCGAGAGUAAAACUUCCUGAGCCAAGGUAGGCACGUGUCCAUUGCUGGGUGUUUCUGAUUUGUGGGAUCAGUUCUCAGCUGAUAAAAAUGACUCUACUGCUGCCAACAGCAGCUGAGUCUAAGCAGUGAGGAAACAGAGAUGUCAGCCCAUUCUGGAACCCUACCUAUUUGCAAGGUACAUGGGAGGGGAUCAUGGUAUAUAAUCAGGGCCAGUGUGAUUAACGUAACUGAUUCAGCCUGUCCCACUUUGGACAAAAAAGUCUUAAUUUUUAUAUCUCAAAGGAAAGAAGUUUUAAAUACUAAUGUCUUUUGCUUUGGAUGGCUCCUUUGUUUCACUGCUCGGCUGAUAAUCACUUAUGACCAUCCUACUCCUCUGGCUGGACUUUACAGCAUAACCCAGCGUAACAAGAUGCGUGCUGUGACAGCCCUAACUUCUUAUAAAUUAUCAGUACUGUUGGCAUCUGACCAUGUGGUGUUCUUUGCUUCUGCAGAGCCUGAAAUGAGAGACUUUGCCUUCCUAUAGGAUCAGGUCAGGGGCCAAGCACAGUUGGUGCCUAGUUAAUGCUACCCCAGCCUGCUUAUAAACCUGCAUUUGUACCACAUGGACUUUAAAUGACAAUAGCUUGCUCCACUUAAGUUAAAGAAUGAUGCUUGUUAACUUCAAGUGGACUGCCUCAAAAAAUCCUAAAAUCUUGUUAAUACCACUUUGACUUUCCCCUCCCUAGAUACCAUUACGGUGAAGAGAUGCCAUACAAUUCACAUCUCCUCCCUGUAUUUAACUGGAUAAAGUGAGAACAAUCUUGUUUAUCCACCUCAUAGCAAUAAGUCAAUAGCAAACCUGCAACUAACUCCUGCUUUUCAUAGCACCAGACUAUAAAGCAGUCUUAACCUGAAACCAACCAAGGAAUAUUGCUUGCUGCCUUAUCUUUUUCUAUAAAUUAGAUCUAUUUCAUUAGGAAAUUAAUUUUUAAUUAUAAAUCACCGCGACCUUUUUCUGUAAAGGGCAGAAAACGUUCUUCUCUCAGAAGCCCAGCAAAAGGCACAAGUAGAAAUGGUUCAUUGGAGGGGAGAAACUGUGCCAGAUUCUGGCAUCCAGUUUCUUUCAGCAGUUGUUGCUGAUCCAUGUGUUUAGUGCAUUUUCCUUGUCAAGCUUCAUGCUGUCUCUUUUCAGCUACAGGUCUCUGGAGUGCUGUGUGUAAAUAUAAGUGUAAUCCAACCCUGUAGUUUCAAUAGCCAUUAAAUUGUCUUUAAUUUU
Messenger RNA from Gavialis gangeticus (Gharial), 4961 nucleotides. RefSeq names its product coiled-coil domain containing 150 (gene CCDC150). Lineage: Eukaryota; Metazoa; Chordata; Crocodylia; Gavialidae. The transcript is spliced from 26 exons. The record is from RefSeq and is a predicted model, not a curated record. The annotation marks the transcript as partial.